AUGCUGGAGAGACGUUUGGUUCUCGGUCCUCAUCAAUGGCUGAAGUUAUGGCUUUCUAAUUUGCGUGUCCUACUUGCCUUAUUUCGCGAAUAUGAAAGUGCUUCAGGUCAACGGGUUAAUGCAUCCAAAACCUCAUUCAUCACUCCUAAGAGAACGUCCAGAAGCAAAGCUCAGAAGCUCAGCAAUCUCACUGGUUAUCGCCAAGCUUUCUUCCCCAUGGUGUACCUGGGAAUCCCACUCACCAAAGGCAGAAUCAGCAAUGCGCUCUUGCAGCCGACCGUUCUCAAGAUCACCAGCAAGAUAGAUGGAUGGAAAGUGAAACUUCUUAACCCGGCUGCAAAGCAAGUCCUCAUAGGCAUGUUCUUUCUAGCAUCCCCAUCCACUUGCUAUCCGCCAUCAACAUCCCUAAAAUGGUCUGCAAGGAUUUGGAAAGAGCUUUUGCUAAUUUUUUCUGGGGUAGCUUGGAGGAGGGAAACAAAAGACAUUGGGUCAAAUGGGCUAAAAUCUGCACCCCUACUUAGGAGGGAGGCUUAG
Molecule: messenger RNA, 534 nt
Organism: Magnolia sinica
Lineage: Eukaryota; Viridiplantae; Streptophyta; Magnoliopsida; Magnoliales; Magnoliaceae
Exons: 2
Coding region: 1-534 (177 amino acids)
Source: RefSeq, a predicted model, not a curated record